Messenger RNA from Pseudo-nitzschia multistriata, 1742 nucleotides. The record is from the annotation of a GenBank genome assembly. Lineage: Eukaryota; Bacillariophyta; Bacillariophyceae; Bacillariales; Bacillariaceae.
CACAGUUCUCUUGUCGCGAGAGUAACCUUUAAAUGCCAAGCACUUCUGUUUCUUUUUCUUUUCUUUUUUAAGUCUUAACCAUGCGUGGUAAGUUGUUGAAUGUUUAGGUUAUUGUUAUGGAGGCGGAGUCCAUGACGGCUAUUGGGCUUCCAAGCGGAUCGAGAAGCCUGUUUUCUGCGUUGUGAAACAAACUCAUCAAACGAUUUCCAUCUUCUUCUACAAUGCACGGAUGCAUCGAUGGUUCGAUCGGUCACUUGAAUCAAUCCACUCGUUACUGCAGAAUGUAUCUCGAUCCAUCUCGGUCAGGCCGGUAUCCAAACCGGUAACAACUGCUGGGAACUCUACUGCUUGGAGCACGGCAUUUCCCCUGACGGUGAAAUGCCAGCCAACGAUGCCGGCGGCCCUACCGAUGACUCUUWCAACACCUUCUUCAGCGAAACUUCGUCUGGAAAGCACGUCCCCCGUGCUGUCUUUGUGGAUUUGGAACCCACUGUGUGCGACGAAGUCCGCACCGGAGCUUACUCCAAGCUUUACCAUCCCGAACAGAUCAUCUCUGGAAAGGAAGAUGCCGCCAAUAACUACGCCCGUGGACACUACACCGCCGGAAAGGAGGUCGUCGACCAAGUCUUGGAUCGCAUCCGAAAGCUUGCUGAUACCUGUACCGGACUCCAAGGUUUCCUUGUCUUCCACGCCACUGGAGGAGGUACCGGAUCCGGUCUCGGUUCCCUCUUGUUGGAACGUCUUUCGGUUGAUUACGGCCGCAAGUCCAAGCUUUCCUUCGCUGUGUCUCCCAGUCCUCAAGUCUCGACUGCUGUUGUAGAACCUUACAACUCUGUGCUUUCCACCCACGCCCUUUUGGAACACACCGAUGUAACAUUCUGCCUCGAUAACGAAGCCUUGUACGAUGUCUGCAAGCGUCAACUCGGAAUCCAGAAGCCUACCUACACCAACUUGAAUCGUUUGAUCGCCCAGGUCAUCAGUUCUCUCACUGCCUCCCUUCGUUUCGAUGGUGCCUUGAACGUUGAUGUCACUGAGUUCCAGACCAACUUGGUUCCUUACCCUCGUAUCCACUUUAUGUUGACCUCGUACGCUCCUGUCAUCAGUGCCGAWAAGGCCUUCCACGAGUCUCUAUCGGUUGCCGAAAUCACCAGCACCGUCUUCGAGCCUACCAACAUGAUGACCAAGUGCGAUCCUCGUCACGGAAAAUACAUGGCAUGCUGCCUCAUGUACCGUGGAGAUGUCGUCCCUAAGGACGUCAACGCUGCCGUUGCUUCCAUCAAGACCAAGCGUACCGUCCAGUUCGUCGACUGGUGUCCUACCGGUUUCAAAUGUGGUAUCAACUACGAACCUCCCAAGAACGUCCCYGGAGGUGACUUGGCUGAAGUCAAGCGUGCCGUAUGUAUGGUUGCCAACACCACCGCCAUUGCCGAAGCCCUUUCCCGCAUUGACCACAAGUUCGAUCUCAUGUACGCCAAGCGUGCCUUUGUCCACUGGUACGUUGGAGAAGGUAUGGAAGAAGGAGARUUCUCCGAAGCCCGUGAGGAUCUUGCCGCCUUGGAGAAGGAUUACGAAGAGGUCGGAGCCGAAACUGAWGSUGGUGAGGGCUACACCGAAGACGAGUACUAAAUGGACAACUCUUCGUUCUGUUGUCCAAUUAGUUCAAGGUUUGAGCGUCUAUGUCKUGCUUUGUGAUUUUUAUCAUUUCAGAAUCUUUCUGUAGACGAUAAAAAUGUAACGAYCUA